AUGAACAAUGUAAGACUGUAUCAACCAAGUAAUCAACUAGUAAUCAUUGUUUCCAAAGCACAAGAUUUACCCAACAGGAAAAAGCUUGACAAGCAAUCUCCUUACUGCGUUGCGCGAAUACAGGAUCAAGUUCAAAAAACAAAGAUUGUACCCCGAGGUGGUCAGAAUCCACAUUUCGACGAUGAGUUGUGGUUUUCGCUCGACAACGUUGAAGAAACAACCGUGAAUUUCAUUGUUUACCACCAGAUGAAAAAAGAUUCCGAACUUGUUUGUAAGGCCGACAUAGAUUUCACACCCGCUCUCCGCAGAUCAUCCAAGGAGGGCUAUGAUAACUGGUUUCCUCUGAGCUAUAACGGAAGGCCAGCAGGAAAAAUUUAUUUAGAAAUGACUUAUUAUUCCUCGUCUAAAGACGUGCCUGCUCAUGUUGAACCUUUGACCAAACUGCGGAUGGCUUCAUCUGCUCUAUCACACAAUAUUCCUUCUACUCAACCAACACAGGCAACACAACCUUCCAACUGUGAUGGUGAGAAGUUCAAGGAGUUGAAUGAUAAUGAUGAAGACAGAGAGGUAAAACGAGCAGGCCGAUUUUCGCAUAUGAGUCAGUCAUUCGAGACGGAGCAGAGCGCUAUACAAAGGUUUGUUAAAAAUGCCUGGAAGUUUUCGUCUCCCUUCAACAAGCCCGUCACGCAGGCCAGUGUGGCGGAUUUAAAAGGUCCUGCACGUCAGCCUCAAACACACUUGCUAACGCAUAAACUAUUUGAAGAUUCAAGUGAUGAAGAUGAGCUCGAAUCAGCAAAUUAUUGUGAUAGCGCAAAGGAAAAUCAAGCUGAGGCACACACAAAUCCCAGCAAUAUUGAGGCAUUACGAAUGGGAAAAAUAUUUUUAUCAAAUCUGGUUUUCGACUUUGACAAACGAGAAAACUCAGGUAAAGAUAACAGUGAACCUCAAAGUAAUUCAGAACACACAUUUCCUUUGUCAGAAGACAAGGAAGUUGCAGUCCGCGUGGUGAGUUCCGACGUAGACCAAGAAGGUAUUGCACCUGAGCCACCAUCUCAUAGAGUCCCUUUGACACAAAUGAAUCGUCCAAUUUACCCCACUGACUCUAAAAGAGCAUAUCAUAGAAAGAGCAACGAAUAUUUGGGCUCCAAUUGUUCUCGCAAUCCCAAUCAAGAUUAUGAUCAACGCAAAUCAAACCUUUCGUACUCACAAAUCAGAAAGCUUCAAAGGAAACGAUAA
Ogataea parapolymorpha DL-1 is the source of this 1236-nucleotide messenger RNA. RefSeq lists its product as uncharacterized. The coding region runs from base 1 to 1236 and encodes 411 amino acids. The transcript has a single exon. The record is from RefSeq and is a predicted model, not a curated record. Lineage: Eukaryota; Fungi; Ascomycota; Pichiomycetes; Pichiales; Pichiaceae.